Messenger RNA from Zerene cesonia (dogface butterfly), 2256 nucleotides. RefSeq lists its product as uncharacterized. The transcript has 15 exons. Lineage: Eukaryota; Metazoa; Arthropoda; Insecta; Lepidoptera; Pieridae. Gene Ontology annotation, molecular function: protein binding. The coding region runs from base 1 to 2187 and encodes 728 amino acids. The record is from RefSeq and is a predicted model, not a curated record.
AUGCCUUUAAGUUCAGAUAAAUCGUUUAAUGAUGAUUUUAAUGAAAUAUUUGAUAGAAGCUGUUCUGUUAAAAGUGUUUCUGAUGAAAGUCCAUCAAGUGACGACGAUGAUAAUUUAUCACAAGAAUUACUAAACAAGUUGACACCGACAGUGCUCAGGAAACUAAGAAAAUGCUUCAAUAAAGCUAAGGAAAAGCGAGCGAGGGAUCUCGACAAAAAAGUGGAGGAAGUGAUGCGUGUUGCAGCUGCAGAAGAGGGGAUAGAGUUUCCUGCGUGUGCGCAGACCAGCGAGGAGCAAGUGUACUUGAAUGAAAGCGGUUUUGUAUCCGCGGUGAAUAGCAUAAUGGGCAACCACAAAUACAGUCCCCACGCGCGCACCCUCUACCACGCCCUCGACAGGUUCCGCACGGGGCGCGUGUCGUGGGGCCAGCUGGUCGCGCGCCUGGUCGCGGGCGGCGCGCGCGCAACCGCCUCGCGCGCUGAUACGUGGCGCCCGCCGCUAGAUGGCGGUCGUACUGGGGAAGGCACCGCACCGCAAUGGAAAAUCGGCGUGAGCCGGAGGCUCCUAUCCAUUUCCUUACCCUUCUUAGUUGUUUCCUUCAUUUCCUCCUUUCAUUCUUUUCUCUUGAUACUCUUAAAUAGUACUGCCACUUUUCCGCAGGAUGUAUCUUGCAUAGUUUACUCUGCUUCCGACCGCAGUAUCACCAUUUACGAUGUUUCGACUACCACACAUACACCUCUGUACUGUAUAACUGGAUUCCCCUAUAUACCUACCUGCCUUGCGUACAGUCCCGCGGGCGGCGCGUGCGCAUACCCCGAGCUGUUCCUAGGAACGGAGCGGGGUGAUAUCACAUGUAUACAGUUUCUUCAACCACGGGUUUCAUUGCUACACGUUAAGACCCCGGACACUAUUAACUAUUGUUUUUGGAUGGAGCUAAACACCCCCCCUCACAACACGUACUGCGCGGUUCACUCGUGGCGGGCGCACGCGCGAAGCGUCCGGCGCGUCGCGUGCGAGCGAGACGGCGCACUCGUGCUGUCAUGCUCGCUCGACACGACAAUCUCGCUGCGGAUGAGAUACGCGGCUGGCACGCUUGACGAUUACGUGAUUGGCGUGCAUCGGGGUAUCACAUGCUUCCACGCGACGCGGCAGGUGCUGGCGUGCGGCGCGCGCGCGUCGGUGCGGCUGUACGCGCCGGCGCAGCGCGCGCCGCACGCUGAGCUGCCGGCCGCCGCCGCGCUGCUCGACGUGCGCGUGCUGGACGCCGAGAGCCUCGUGCUCGGGUACUGCGCGGAUUGUAGUAUUUACAUUUGGGAUGUUCACGAAGAAUGUUUACUGCAGAAGAUAAAAAUCAAGUUCCCGUUUCUAGGCGUGCUCGGGAAGAAAGUUGAAUUUGGGAAUAGAUGUAUUCAUUUAGGUCCACCAAGACAGAAAGCACAAAGACAAAUAGCAGAAGACGCAAAUAAAUCUCGCAGAGGUUCCAGCGUGUAUGAAGGGUCUACUGGAGGUCUUAUUCUGCAACCUGAGCAUGAAGACGAUUCGGAACAGAAAGGGUUAUACGAAAGAACAGAAGUGCUAUUCACAUGCAGCGACAGUGUAUACAUAUUGCGCUUGCGCGAGUCGCAUGCACCAGCAUCUUCGCACGAGCCGCAUGAUCAACAUCCGCCGCAUGACCAGCACCCGCUGCUUGAUCAGCAUGUGCCGCAAGUGCAGCUUGAACCGUGUGAUCAGCCCUUUCUGGAGGAGCCGCAUCAUAAGCACACGUCCCAAGAGCACUCAUUACAUAAGGAAAUUGCAGCUCUAACGUCUUCGCUUCGCGAGCUGCCCGCUUCGCCUUCGCUACAAGUGCCGACGAUGUCGUUCACACAAACAUAUGACUUGGAUCAGUUGAUCAAAAAUGCAGGCUUAGAAAAUAUUCUGGAGAAAAAUUUCGUUUUAAUGGGAGGAUUAAAGCAUGAUUUGAACAAGAAAUUAUUUGAAAUGGAGGCGAAUGUUGAAGCUCGCAAGGCGGCGGUGAGCGCGUGCGCACCGCACUUGGCGUUGGCGAGCCGCGAGCUAGAUCCUUUGCCGACGUUUGACCGACUCGCCGAUAGAUGUACUGCAGUGCAAAUGUAUUACCCCGGUCCCAGCGUGAAUGUGACUCCAUCGGGAAGCCAAUCUACUACCCCGCGAAAUAAAAUCAAUUAAGAAUUAAAACACCUAGGGAUUUUGCUUUAAGGAUAAAUAUUACAAUGUUUUUUACUCUUAGUGUCGAUA